This is a messenger RNA of Rotaria sp. Silwood2, 849 nucleotides long. Lineage: Eukaryota; Metazoa; Rotifera; Eurotatoria; Philodinida; Philodinidae. The record is from the annotation of a GenBank genome assembly.
AUGUAUCUUUUUUUGGAUGCACUUGAUGACAAAUUUUAUACAAAUCCACUUUGGUAUCGAUUACUUUAUAUGCCACUUAUAUUUACAUUAUUUCGUUUUCGAUUUUAUUCAGCUUGGUUAUUAGCUGAAUGUAUGUGUAUGUCAGCAGGUUUUGGAGCUUAUCCAUUAGCUAGUAAACCUAAACCAGGUCAAGGUCCAACAGAUCUUGUUGCUUUAAAACACGCUUAUGAACAAGCACCAAAUACAAUAGUUUAUGAUUUUGAAACUGUUCAUAAUAUAGAUGAAUGGAAAUGUGAAUCAGCAUUAACAGUUAAAGAAGUACUGAGAUAUUGGAAUAUGAGUGUUCAAUAUUGGAUGGCAACAUGUAUUUAUAAACGAAUUAAAUGGCGACAAAUAGCUCAUCCAGUUACUAUGUUUGUUUCUGCUUAUUGGCAUGGUAUUCAUUUGGGUUAUUAUAUGGGUAUGGUGACAACAACUCCAUGUAUUCUUGCUGAAAAUGUUAUGGAAGCCGGUGUACGUCGUCAUAUUCCAGCAAAUAGUCGAUGGAUUCGUGUUUAUGAUAUUUGUUCAUGGUUUUUUCGUACACGAAUGUUCGAUUAUAUGUCGAUCGGUUUUAUUCUAAAACAUUUUCAUUAUACAUGGAAAUAUUGGAAAAGUGUUUAUUUUAUUGGUCAUGUUAUUACAUUGAUAUUAUAUAUUAUUGGUAUAAUAGCAAUACAAAAACGACCAAAAGGCAAGAGAAAAGAAAUCGUUAAUAAAGAUCUUGGUAUUGGUGCACAACCAAAAGCAUCUGAAGAACAACAUCAACGACUUGAAAAGGAACAACAAGAACAUAAAAAAGAACUUUAA